Molecule: messenger RNA, 7690 nt
Organism: Bacillus rossius redtenbacheri
Lineage: Eukaryota; Metazoa; Arthropoda; Insecta; Phasmatodea; Bacillidae
Gene: IKKepsilon
Product: serine/threonine-protein kinase TBK1
Exons: 1
Coding region: 873-3158 (761 amino acids)
Biological process (GO): peptidyl-serine phosphorylation
Cellular component (GO): cytoplasm
Molecular function (GO): ATP binding; protein serine/threonine kinase activity
Source: RefSeq, a predicted model, not a curated record
UGGCGUCACAUCAGCGGAAUAUUCCCUUGGCAUAAAUGUGUGAAGUCUGUGGCACUUAUGGAGAAGUAAACCUUCGCUCGAACACAAAAACAAAUGAACGAACAGCUUUUUUUUUUUUGAUAAGAUGUGCAAUCGGAGACCCCUGGGGUGGUUGAAGAGUGUCAGGUCCGUCGCCAGACCAGAUAGUAAAAGCUCAGGGGCUGAGGAUAGAAAAGGCAUAUCUCCAAAUUAUUAAGUAUAAAUGUUGUCAUGUAAUUGUUAAAGACUUGAUUACACCCAGGUUUAUAAACCCAUCAUGAUCAUGAAGACACUGAUCGGAAGGUAAUGUGCAAUACAUUUCAAUGGCGUUUUCAGUUUUUGCUAAAUAAUUAUAAAUAUAAGCAAAAUUUCAAUGUAUCUGGACAAAUCAAAAUAUUGAUAAUAUUAUUUUCAUCACAAAAAUAAUAUAUGAUAUGAUAACUAAAUUUGAAAAAAGCGGUUAUGUUAAAUGUAUUGUAUACUUUCAGUAGGCAAAAUUUCCGGCCCCUACCUCUUAUAGACUUUGAGAAAAACUGUCUUUUAAAAUAACAUUGAUAUAGAUAGGAGCGCAAAUUUGUGACACGGCCUCUUAAGAUAUGCGAAGUACACACAAAGAGAGCUCCGAUUUUUACAUAACGCUUUUGAGCAACCAAAGUAGGGAAGUGUAGUUGUUUGUUGAAGGGAAUUUUUGUUCUGUGCUGCUGUAGUUUGUGAAUUACGGGACCAAAACAAAAUUUAGGAAAGUACCGGAGUUAACGUUACGGUGUGUUUGUUGUGUUCUGACAUGUUUGCUAACAAUUAUACCGUGCCCGUGUUUUUCCAUUUUUAUUGAUAUUAUCGUUUCCUUAUUAAUUAUGGCAUUUCUUCGAGGAUCUGCGAAUUACGUGUGGUGUACAACAAGUGUGCUGGGCAAGGGUGCAACUGGUGCUGUGUACCAAGGGGUGAACAGAAAUAAUGGCGAGCCAGUCGCUGUUAAAACUUUCAAUCAGUUGAGCCACAUGAGGCCUCACGAUGUGCAGGUUAGGGAAUUCGAGGUGCUCAAGAAAGUCAAACACGAAAACAUAGUGAAGCUUCUCGCAAUUGAAGAGGAAGAGCAAGGUAGGGGAAAAGUAAUAGUGAUGGAGCUUUGCACGGGUGGAAGCCUUUUCAACAUCUUGGACGACCCGGAAAAUACUUACGGACUCCAGGAAGAGGAGUUUAUUUUAGUUCUGGAACACCUGACAGCAGGCAUGAAGCAUCUGCGUGACAACAACUUAGUGCACCGUGAUCUGAAGCCAGGGAACAUUAUGAAGUUUAUUGCAGAGGACGGCAGAACUGUAUACAAGUUAACCGACUUCGGAGCAGCCAGAGAACUGGAAGAAGACCAGCAGUUUAUGUCGUUGUACGGCACGGAGGAAUAUUUGCAUCCAGACAUGUACGAGCGAGCUGUCUUGCGUAAGCCCGUUGGGAAAACUUUCGGUGCAACAGUAGACUUGUGGUCAAUAGGGGUUACGCUUUAUCAUGUUGCCACUGGAAAUUUGCCCUUUAGGCCCUACGGCGGUCGGCGAAACAAGGAAACGAUGUACUACAUAACAACAAAAAAAGCAUCAGGGGUGAUCUCUGGAACACAGACCUCAGAAAGUGGGCCCAUUGACUGGGGUCGGGAACUACCCAAUACGUGCCAGUUGAGUGCUGGGCUUAAAAAACUUAUAAUACCUCUGCUAGCAGGGCUUCUGGAAGUAGAUUCUCAACGGAUUUGGACCUUUGAUAAGUUUUUUUCGGAAGUUACUGCAACAUUAUCAUGUAAGCUAAUUCAUAUUUUUCAUGUGAAUCAGGCACAGUCUAUCAGAAUUUACCUUCAUCCGGAUGAAGCUUACGAUCAGUUUCAGUUUCUUGUCUUGGAGCAGACUGAUGUCAAUCCUGCUAAUCAGAUUCUCGUGUAUCAGGACUCAGUUUUGCUUACAAUUGUCGAAGAAUCUACCACAGCACUAGGAUAUCCAACAACAACGGAUGAAAAUCCAAUUUUGUUGUACAGUAAGGAAAAUAAUAAUGUCGCAUUGUCUCCUGAAACGGAGCUGCCAAAGUUCCCAACAUUUCCCAAUCUGAUGUCGGUGGAGAACGACGCGAGCCUGGCGAAGACGGCGUGCAGCGCGGGCCACGAGUGCAAGCGGCGCGUGGAGAAGCUGUCGAGGUGCAGCCGCCUGAUGCACGCCUGCGUGCGACGGUUCACGGCGGUCGUGUGCCGAGACUUGAAGCGUGUGGCCGAGAAGAGCGACAAGCUCAAGGACGUCGCGAAGUACCUGAAGGAGCUGGCGGACAUGUCGGCCAGGAGCCAGCAGACCUGCGGCGAGCUGCUGAACGCGGUCGGGGAGUCCGGGAGCGUGCCGCGGGACGCGGGGCUGCAGGCGGAGAUCCUGGCCCUGGGCCAGGAGCUGAGCGGGGAGGUCGUGCCGGCGAUACGCCAGCUCCACCAGCGCUACGUGCUGGAGAAGGCCCUGCAGGGCGGCUGGUCCGGGACGACGCGGGGGAUCCCGUGCCCGGCGGAGUCCCGGGCGCCCGCGAGGGCCCGCACCCUGGUGGACCGGCUGCGGGACUCGUGGCAGCACCUGCUGAGGGACCGGGCGACGCGGAACCUCACCUACAACGACGAGCAGUUCCACGUGCUGGAGAGGAUCAAGAUGUCGGAGACGGGGCGGCGCACGCGCGCCCUGCUGGAGACGGACUGCCGGCCGGCGGUGACCCAGCUGGCAGACUGCCUCGCCGACUGGUACAAGAUGGCGCAGACGGUGUACCUGCAGACGGGCAUCCUGGAGAAGGACGUGGGCGCGCUGGAAGGCCGUGCGGAGACGCUCUGCUGGAAGCUGGUGGAGAGCGACCGCCACUGCCACGACGCCCUCCGGGGGCUGCUGCGGAGGGGCGGGGGGCGGGAGAGGGUGGGGCCGAGCCCCCAGGUGCGGGGCAGGGACGGAGACAAGAAGCUGCGCCACAGCAUACGCGAGAUCCAGGUGGUGCAGGAGGAGAUAGCCACCAUCCUGAGGGAGAACUCCGAGAUCGUGAACCAGUUCCACAGCACCACCAUGGCAGCGGUGAACGGCGACGGCGUCGACGGUGACGAGAAGUUGAAGUUGCUCAGCCUGUCCGACUGCCCGGGUAUCGUGUGAAAAAAAUUAUUGUUUCGACCGGGUAUUAUUACGUCUUUUGUUUCGAACUUAAUACGGAAUUCCUAUGGGGGGCUUCUAGGGCAUGCUUUGUUGUAUUGCACAGUUUGUCUCUGAUGCCUGGGUACCUUCGGGAGAAGUUUGCUGUUAAGAAUUAUUUUUUAUAAAAAAAUUGGUUACUUCCUUUAAAUAUUUACCAAUCAGAUCUUUUAAACCAGUAUGAAUUAUCAGAGGUUUUUCAACACAUAAUGAGGAUUCUGGUUUGAAUUUCAGAAAAAAACUAUUAAUUUUUGAAGGCUUCAAAAUGUAUCCUUAAUAGAUUUCACCAGGGAUAUUAGACUAAAACGUGACUGGCCACCUUUAAGUCUGCAAACUGUUGAGUAGAUACUUAUAUUGAUGUGAUAUAUAAUUUAUAGUGAUUGCAGGGUUUCUACAAGUAUAGAAAACCAUAAAAACUGAAAAAUUCAGGGAGAAGAAAAUUUUCGGGGUGCUCUAAAAAAAACCUUAGGGGUAUUGCAACAUAUUUUGAGAAUUUGGUCUUGCGAUAAGAAAUGUGAAAAAAUAUAUUUAUACAUAUAUGUGCUUAUGUCUAUGAGGCACCUAAUAAACUGGUUAAAACGUUAAUUAUCGUGAAAAUUGGUUUACUUUUCCUUCUUUACGUAAAAUUAUAUAGGUUUGACUUUUACGCAUGUUUAUCACUUAGCCUACAAAUACGCAAAUAGAUCUAAAAUAGCGUUAAUUGAGCAACCCAGGAAUUUAUUUUAAUGUGCCUGCAUUCUUGUCAGGAAGAUCAUGGAAACUUGACAAUUCAGAUUUAGAAAACCUGUAAAAGUCAGGAAUUCGAGGAUUCCAAGCUUGUAGCAACCCUGGAUUUGGUAUUAAUCGAUCAGACGCUACUCGGUUGUUGUAAAUGAAUUCAUAAAAGACUUGGAAGUAACCAGGGGUAAUUGUCACAAUUUGGUGAGCCAUUGCAAGUGAGUUUUAAGUGAUACAGUCACAGAUGGUUUUUAAGUUUGGCAUUCCUGGCCUGAAUGUUUUGCAGUUUAAGGUACUUUGGCACGGUGAUUAAUGCAAUUUAUCCAAGUCGUGUUUGAGCGAGGCAUUGUAUUAUGUUAAGGUUUUGGUGUGGAUUAUAUUCCGAUCAUUAAGCUUCAAGUCCUACAGCUGUGGUCACCAGUGCCAACAUUUGAAAAUUACUGAAGAGAUAACUUUUGCUUAGUGCUAGUGCUGCAUAGCUGAGUUAUAGCGAGUUUUCCCAACUACUGAAUUUUUUUUUAUGUGGGCAAGAUGUAUAAUUUUUACUCAGUCAUUCAAUAUUGAAUUUCUUGUUUGAAUAUGUUGCCACAUCAUCAGUCAGAAAGGUUAUUUUAUUUAACUUACAGCUGUAGAAUUAAAUAUCUGUGGUUGUGGUUAUAGGAUAAACCAUCCCCUUGUGGUUUUAGUAUUGUAACUUGUUGCUUAAUUUUGCACAAUAUGGCAUCACUUGAGGUAACUGUUUGCGUCCGGGGGUACAGGCCAGAUGAAACAUUGCGAAACGACAAAUGCUGUGAGCAUUCGUUCAAGACAGGAAUAGCGAUGGCAUUCCUAGACAAGACCGGAUCAAAUUCAGAUGACUUAGAAAGCUGGCUUAGUCUUUCGUUUCUGAUCACGAGUUAACUUUAAAAAAUAGAUCUUGCAGUGUUCAGCACCCAGCGGAACUCGCGUUGGUAUUACUUCCUUAACACACUUGGGGUGCCACGAGCCGUCACCCCAUGUAGGCGUGGGCGGUUCUGUUUCUCUGUGAUACUAGUCUUAGGUGAUUUGUGAUACUAGAACUAUCGUAGAAGCAUACUUGUGAGGUGUAGUUGCAUGUUUGGGACGUUUCCGUCUCGCUGUCCACACUAGCGAUGUCUUCUGGUUGCUGGCAUUUCACUGCGUGUGUCUUGUUACGGUGCAAAAACGCACUCGUUGAACACUUUUGAAGUGUAUAUAUUUUAAAACAUUAUGUGUGGUCCAUUGCAUGGUAUGGUGCGGGACAAACGUUUUGAAAUCUGGGCUCCGUAGUUCAGUGGUAACAUUGUUAGGAGCCAAAAAGUAUGCAAGGCCUCGGCAUAAACUGUUCUAAAAAUAUAAAUCGUAAUGACCCUGGUGCGUGUACCUAUGUAUCACUUGCUAAGCACUGCGUGGUUAACAUAUUUUGAAUGGGUAUACUACUUGAAGAAAAAUGCCACACCCGAGUGUAUUUGCAACCUCCUUGGCAUUUUUCCAUUGUUUUAUAAUUAUUUCCUUCUACUUUCACUGCUUGAUUCAUCCCCGCACUUACAGAUCGCAACACGUUUGGCCUGCACUAGAGUAGAUACCUCCAAAUGUAUUCAGGAAGCACUGGAAAUGUACCUGGCUCUUUGUAUAAUCUGUUCUGUUAUGUCUAGUGUGUAUUUUUACAGUGUAUGCUAGGAGGUCACAUUAUAAUUUGCCUUAUAGCAGCAUAUUUAUGUUCGUAAGAAACUAGCUUCUUGGCAUACGUACAAGCCAACCAGCCAGUAUUAAUGUUAAAGUUGUGUUUUGCCAGAGAAUAAACUAAACAUAUGCUGUGGAUGUUUACUAUAAAGUAUGUUCGCAGUUUGUGAUUGUUCUCCACACUCAUUUUCUACUACACUCUGCAAAGAUUUCUCAGUGUGUCGGAGGUAUUUCCGCCAAAGGAUAUUGUAUUUAUGAGGUUAAAAGUGUAACAGAUUUUUAUAUAACUUUAUUUAAACUACUAAAACUUUUUUUUAUUUUACAAAUUUUUUUAUAAAUAUAGUAAAACCAGUAAUAAUAAUUCAUGAGAUACAAAAAAAUUUUUGCAUAGUAAAUUUUAAAAACUAAACAAUAUGUACAUGGCAUACUGGGAUUUGAAGAAGCGUUAUUUUCGAAAGGUAAUGCCCAAAUGACCUUUGCCAUGGGUAAUUGUGUUAAAGAACUGACAAAUGUUACAGCAGUACUUACUGGGAUCCUGCAUCUCUAGUUCAUUCUUGGCCAGAUUAAUGUGUUUCUUAUUUGAAAAAAUAAAAAAUUCAUGGCCUUGCAAUUUCUACUUGCAUUUUACCAUGCAUGAUUUCCUCAGCCGUUUUAAGAAAUCUGUGUUAUUAUUGUGCAUGUUGUAGCAUUUUGCUGUAGAAUUGAUUCAUGGUUUAUUCAUCCAAACUUUUAACUUAUGUACUAUCUGAGCGAGGUGUGGUUGUAAAUGGCAGAAAAAAUCUACACUGCCCUGUUGAAGUUUGGCUGAGCUCGGAGAAGAAUAAAACUUACUUUUUAAAUUAUUUAUUCAUUAAACAAAUACACCCUGAAAUACUAAUGCAAUGUAUAUUCUGAUAAGUUCUUAAAUUGAGAACUACCUUCAUGUCUGGUGUGUAAUAUCUUACUUUUUUUUUAUUUUAAAUUUGAGAGUAGAUUGUGGUGGUCCUACAGUAGUUUGUGUAUGAAAUUUUUUUUUUAGAUGCUCUUGAGAUAUUAUUAUUAAACAGUAUAUCUUAGCAUAUGUAUUAUUUUCAAAAAGUAGGUAAAUUUUAUUUAGCAUAUAUGUAUUUUCAAAAUGUUGGUAAUUUUUAUAAGUAUUAAUUAGUAUAGGUAUUUUAUCUUGAGCAAGCAAAUAUUUUUGUUGUACUUUUAUACACAUCUAGAAAUGCACCAGUAUCCAGGAACAUGUUUGUACCUACUCUGUUGGGUAGUAUCCACGAGAACUUUAGAUCCGCUGUGAGGUAUCUUACAUUAUAUGCAUGUAUGUUAACUUAGAUGAGGAUUGAACUUCUCUUUUACUCUACUUAUCACACUAUCUUGUGGCGUACAAGUCAAGUUCAGUUUUGCUUUUAAGCAUUGAAAGCAUUAUUGCAUUUGUUAAAGCACAGAUAAUUUUUUUAUUGUGUGUCUCAUUAAGACUUGAGGACUAAUUUACAAAAAUUAAAUUUAUUUGUGUUGCUCGAAGCUUGGUAGUCUUUCCCAAGUGUUCUUGAAAUAUUAUUUUUUAAAAACUCUAAGAGUAUGUACGUUCAUAUAUUAAAUGUUUGGAGAGUAUUAUUCCAAAGAAGAAAACCGCUUACAGAUUUGUUGUUAUAUUCAAUGAUGUGUAUUGUUAUAGUACCAAUUUUAUUCAUAAUAUUAUUCCUCCAUUUCAGAGUUUUGUAGGACCAUGCCAAAAUUAGAAUACAAAAUUUGAGUUUUCUUAGACCAGUAUUAAGACGUUAGAAACUGACCAAAUAUGUAGAGUUAGCUGGGGAGAUUUAUUUUCAAGCUACAGAAUAUAUGUUAAUGUUACAAAUAUUACUUCUUUGUAUGUUCCUACUUUAAAAAGUUUUUGUUCUGUUUUAUUAUAUAGUGAUAUAAAAUUGUUUCCGUACUUUAUCUUUAAGUAAAUAUAUUACAGAAUUUUUUUGUAUGAGCAGGGUUCUACUGUACCCCAUGUGUUUGGGAAGUUUCCAAAGUUUUAAAUUUUGGUAACAGCUGUGUACAAUUUGAAAAUGACAAGUGUUUUGUAAUCCAAUUUUAUACACUUUUUCAGCAAAUAAACAUUCUUUACACAA